Mollisia scopiformis is the source of this 1177-nucleotide messenger RNA. RefSeq lists its product as uncharacterized. The transcript has 5 exons. Bases 1 to 825 code for a protein of 274 amino acids. The record is from RefSeq and is a predicted model, not a curated record. NCBI's taxonomy places the organism in Eukaryota, Fungi, Ascomycota, Leotiomycetes, Helotiales, Mollisiaceae.
AUGGCAACAUCUCCAUCUUCGCAUCAAUUGCCAAGUACCUCAAACUCUACCGCCAUGGCCUUCCCAACCUUUCGAAAAGCGUGCAAGGACUUUCACGAUCAAUUCUACGACAUCCCGGAGAAGACCGACUUCUCUAUCCCAACCUUCCUCGCCUUCAGGGCCGUUUUCCGGCUUCUCAGCCUAGUCUACCUGCCGCCGCUCCUCAGUACUUCUCUUCCUCUCGCCUGGCUCGGGUAUCGCUUCCUGAGGUCGAUUAUCGACUCUCGCGAUGUGUUCAAGACUUCUUUCACUGAUAUUGUGAAAGGGAGGCACACGGCACGGGUGCCGGACGGCGUGGUUGUAUUUGUGCUGGGUGCGCGACUUAAUCAUCCAUUUGGAAAGCUGGCUCCGGGGACGAUUGAUCUGGAUAUCGUGUUCAAGAAUAUGUGGCGCGAGGUGGAGAAGAAUCGUGAGAAAUGGGGAUAUCUCGGGAGGACAGCAACCCUAGCCGACACUUCAGACAACGAGGGUACAACCACAGUCUGGAUCUCGUACUGGAAAGACGUGAAAAGUCUCCAUGAAUUCGCUGCUGGAGUUGCUCAUCAUACCCAAGACGGCUGGCUAGCAGAAAAAUAUCCCUGUGUGGGUAUUAUGCAUGAGACGUAUCAUGCUCCAAAAGGCAGCUAUGAGACUAUUUAUGGAAAUUUAGACCUUGGGGACUUGGUGAGUGCUGCUAAGAUUGCAAGUGGUGGGGAAGAGGGGAAACAAAGGCUUAAGGUCAAGCUUGUGCCUAAUGAGAAGGACUCAACCCUGUAUACGCGGAUGGGGAGGAAGAAUGAGUUAUAAACUCGGUGCACGAAUUCCAAGUUGUCAAACUUGUUUCCCGGGUAGCUUCAAAAUCAGUACCCCGAGAUUUUUUUGGCAGAUUACAAAUGUUGGUGUGCACCUCAAAGUCAUACAAAAGGUGAGGAUAGCUAUGAGAUUUGGAAGUGAAGUCGAGGUCUUCAAAGCUCCGCUCUCGCGUGGACGUUAGCACCCCUUUUUUUAUCUGGACAUUUGGGCGCUAAGAGUAUACCUGUAUGAGAGAUAGCAUCCCGUUUGUCCAUAUAUGUACAACCUUCUCGAUUGAGAAAGAUGGUGAUGUUGUCUCAGAAAGCAGGGCUCCGCACGUGAGAGCGCCACCAUGCAUGCACAGGGG